AUGGCUGAAUGGGUUCCUUAUCUUGAAAUUUUUGAUGAUGAAAACAUUCAAACUAAGACUAGCAUUGAUCAAAUUAACACUGAAAAGGCAGUUUCUAAUGCUCAAAAAGGAGAUAAAACAGUUCUACGAAUUCCAUCAAGAGAUUAUCUUAUUGAUAAGAUUGUUCAUUUAGGAAAAUCUUACCAAAACUUUUGUUACCAAGAAACAUGGCUUCCAUAUUGGUUCUUAAAUUCCAUGUAUGUGUUAAAAUUACAUAAAAUAGGAGGAUUUGACUUCUUCAAAGAUUCAAUUAUUAAAUACCUAUCAAAGAGAACCUCUUACGAUGGAGGAUAUGCGUCCUCUCCAGAUCAAAAAGGAAAUAUUAUUUUAACUUACACAGCCAUUAAUUCUUUAGCAAUAAUUGGAACUGAAAAGGCUUUCAGCUCUAUUAAUAGAUCGGAAAUUUACAACUUUCUAAAGCAAUCUAAGCAACCAGAUGGAUCUUUCUCUGCUGGAGCAGCUUUAGAGUCAGAUUCGAGAUCAACAUACUGUGCUAUCUGUGUAGCUUCUCUUCUUAAUAUGCUUACCCCUGAACUUCUUGAAGGAACUGUUGAAUUCUUAAUUUCUUGUCAAGGCUACGACGGAGGCUUUGGCCCACGUGCUCACUGCGAGACUCAUGGUGGAUAUGGAUUUUGCUCCCUUGGUGCCUUGUCAAUCUUGAAUUCUAUUGAUAAAAUUAACGUCGAAAAAGUAAUUAACUGGUGUGCGAUGAGACAGACAUCGUAUGCCGGUGGGUUCAAUGGUAGAACUAAUAAGCUCGUUGAUACAUGCUAUACGUGGUGGGUUGGCGCAAUGUGUAGAAUAUUAUCUGAUGAGUUCAAGAUUGAACCAUUUUGGAAUCAAGAAGGUAUCACAAAUUGGGUGUUAUCUGUAUGCCAGCAUGAAAGUGGUGGCGCUUUCGAUAAGCCUGGUGUUAAUCCAGAUUUAUUCCAUACAAUGUAUGGAUAUAUCGGACUUUCUGCAUCGGCUAACGAUUAUUUGAAGAAACAGGGUGGUUUUGAACUCAUAGAUAUGGACGCAAGGUACGCUAUUCCAAAAGAAUCUGUUGAGGCGAUCAAAAACUACUUUGCGAAUAACCCAUUCACGCCUUGA
This is a messenger RNA of Trichomonas vaginalis G3, 1131 nucleotides long. Its product is annotated as protein farnesylation. The coding region runs from base 1 to 1131 and encodes 376 amino acids. NCBI's taxonomy places the organism in Eukaryota, Parabasalia, Trichomonadida, Trichomonadidae. Gene Ontology annotation, molecular function: protein farnesyltransferase activity. The record is from RefSeq and is a predicted model, not a curated record. The transcript has a single exon. Gene Ontology annotation, cellular component: protein farnesyltransferase complex. Gene Ontology annotation, biological process: protein farnesylation.